This is a messenger RNA of Camelina sativa (false flax), 1344 nucleotides long. Lineage: Eukaryota; Viridiplantae; Streptophyta; Magnoliopsida; Brassicales; Brassicaceae. The record is from RefSeq and is a predicted model, not a curated record.
UCUUCUUCAUCCUCGGAGAAAAAAAACAUGUUUGUUUCCGAUAACAAUCCUUCACGGGACAUAAACAUGAUGAUCGAUGUCACUACCUCAAACGGAGAUCUACCCACACAGCAACAACACAACCACCACCACCAGAUAAUUCUCGGAGACAGCAGUGGAGGAGAAGAUCACGAGAUCAAAACACCAAAGAAACGAGCAGAGACAUGGGUACAAGACGAGACUCUCAGCUUAAUCUCGCUACGGGGAGAAAUGGACAACCUUUUCAACACAUCCAAAUCUAACAAACAUCUCUGGGAACAGAUUUCGAGCAAGAUGAGGGAGCAAGGGUUUGAUCGGUCGCCAACUAUGUGUACGGACAAGUGGAGGAACAUUUUGAAAGAGUUUAAGAAAGCUAAGCAUCAAGAUGAUAAAGCAACAACAAGUGGAGGAUCAGCGAAGAUGUGCUAUUACAAAGAGAUUGAGGAUAUUUUCAGAGAAAGAAACAAGAAAGUGGCAUUGUAUAAGAGUCCUGCUACUCCUCCACCAUCUUCUUCUGCUAAAGUUGAUUCCUUUAUGCAAUUUACAGAUAAAGGUUUUGAAGAUACUGGUAUUUCAUUUACAUCUGUUGAAGCUAAUGGCAGGCCAACGCUAAAUCUUGAAACGCAGCUUGAUCAUGAUGGUCUUCCUCUGGCCAUUGCUUCUGCUGAUCCCGUCACAUCAAAUGGAGUUCCUCCUUGGAAUUGGAGAGAUGCCUCUGGAAACGGUGGUGAUGGUCAUCCAUUUGUUGGGAGGAUCAUAACAGUGAAAUUUGGAGAGUAUACAAGAAGAGUUGGGAUUGAUGGUACUGCUGAAGCAAUCAAGGAAGCUAUCAGAUCUGCGUUUAGAUUAAGAACAAGACGAGCUUUCUGGCUAGAAGAUGAAGAACAGGUUGUUCGCUCUCUUGACCGAGACAUGCCUUUAGGGAACUAUACACUCCAUGUCGAUGAAGGGAUAGCUGUUAGAGUGUGCCACUAUGAUGAAUCUGAUCCGUUACCAGUCCAUCAAGAGGAGAAGAUAUUCUACACCGAAGAAGAUUACAGAGAUUUCUUGGCUCGACGAGGAUGGACUUGCCUGAGAGAGUUUGACGCGUUUCGGAACAUAGACAUGGUCCGAAACAUUGACAAUAUGGAUGAUCUUCAACCCGGUGUCUUAUAUCGAGGAAUGAGAUGAGUGCUAAAAAAAGAAUCUUAUUUCAGUCAUUGUAAAAUAUUCUCUUUGUACAUUCCAAUCUUUGUGAAUCGGAGAAAUUUUGAUUGGCCUUGGAGAUCUUUCUUUGAAACAAAAACUUUGUUCUCGUUGUGAAUAAUAGAUUUGAUUGGCUUUUCA